Molecule: messenger RNA, 2125 nt
Organism: Carassius gibelio (silver crucian carp)
Lineage: Eukaryota; Metazoa; Chordata; Actinopteri; Cypriniformes; Cyprinidae
Product: protein crumbs homolog 3
Exons: 4
Coding region: 487-813 (108 amino acids)
Source: RefSeq, a predicted model, not a curated record
CUCGCGCCGCAGGUAGUGGCUGGACUCAGGUGUUGUAACACGACACUGAACCAUGUGAUCAGCGAGGAGAAUUUAGGAAGAAGAAGAAUCCAGCUCGAGGAUUCACUCAACAACAAAUAUCAAACCGCACAAGACCACCACUGAUAGCAGGGCAGGAUCUCGAAGGACAGUUUAUUAUUAUUAUUAUUAUUAUUAUGAGCAGGACGCCGGAGUGUCGCGAUAGUUUCGGUUGAAGUAAGUUACUUCAUUUCACCGGUAAGGUGAGGCGGAAGCGAGCUACGGACAGGUCCAUGGGAUAUACAGUCUACAUAUAAGCUAUUCUUCAGGAAACAUCGUGGAUUAUGAAGAUACAUACAGCUCGCUAGAGACAGAUAGGACUGCUUUAAUUCUUUGAUCUCGGACAUGAUUUAUUGACCACCUCAGCUCCACCGGAGCACCAGCCCCUUCUGGUUGAGGGUAGGGGUGCGGACUGACUCCAUCCCGGAGAUGAUACGACAGGUUGGGAGGUUGGCAGGGAGUUUUCUGCUGCUGCUGCUUCUCAGGAAUGUUUCGGUCCUGGGGGAAAUGAACAUAAUGCCCAAUAACACUACAACUCCCAGCUCUGACCCUAAUAUCGUGGCCAUUGUAGUACCAACUGUGGUCGUGGGACUGCUGGCUAUUUUGACAGCUGUUCUGGUGUUUCUGUUCUGCGUGGUAAAGAAGAAGAGACAGACGGAAGGGACGUAUCAACCCAGCGCAGAGGAGCAGUCAGGAGCACGUAGUGUGGAGACGCCUGACGCACUGAAAUUACCCAAGGAGGAGAGACUGAUCUAACACUGGUUUAUGACUAACCAGCAGCGCUUGAUAAUAGUGACUCAAUUCCAAAACGGUUAAACAGAUAAACAUUAACUAAGAACCGUUUCUGAAGGCAUAAGGCACAACUAUGUUUUGGAAAAAAUAAAGCGAGUCUGACUACUUGGAAGAAACUUGAAGGAACAGAUCCUCUCUCCAAAAAGCCACAUAUUUCACAGAACAGAUCAUCUAGCAUUUCAUGCCAUUUUAGACUGGUAGCUUUUCUCUGAAUACUUCAUUUUAGGUUAUGUUUUAAUGGUUGCUUUGCACAUACCAAUGCUGAUGUUUGUAGUCUCCAUUUUUAGUAGUGAAGUGUGUAAUAUCUGCACCCCUAGUGGCACAAAACAGUACAGUCUGCUUUGCAUUCAAAAUUGGCCAGACUUAAAGGGAUAGUUCACUAAAAAAAUACCAUUCUGUCAUAAUUUACUCACCCUUAAGUUGUUAAAAACUUGUUUCUUUUGUUGAGCAGAGAAGAAGGUAUUUCAAAAAAUGUUGGUAUAACCAAACAGUUUACUAUUUAAGUUAAUGGCAACUUUCAACUGUUUGGUGACAAAAUCAUUAUAAAAAUGAACAUUUUUGGGUGAACCAUCCCUUUAGCAGCAUCAGCUCAACCAAUGGUGUGAAUCUGAGGGCGUGACAAUCUGUUUGACUUAAUAAUGGAAGCUGGCUGCAUUUGAAACCUUAAACCUUUUUUUUUUAUAUUUUUUAAAUUAGUCAUCAGUUUUAUUAAUAUAUGUUUGUUGGCACUAGAUUAUGCACACUACAUCUUUAAGUAUUUAUUCAAAUCAAAUUGUUCAUGAUAUAGGAUGUUCAUAAACUCAUAUCUACUAUGUUUGUUGAAACCACUUUUUACAAAUCAUUUCAAUAGCUGUAUUUGUCUAGAUUUACCUCAGUAAUGUUUCUUUAUAUAUAUAUUAUAAUUUAAUCUAAUAUUAAUUGUCCAGAAAUUUUAUCAGUGCAACAAUGGAUUCUAUUUGGAAUCAUUUUAGAUUCUUUUAUCAUAGCAUGGAUGUUUACACUCAAAUAUUUCAUGCAUUAUGCAAUGCAAUGGAGUGCCUUUACAAAUUUUUUAAUUUGCUAAAUCAUGUUUUUAAAUAUAUGAUUAAAAGGCAAUUGCCAUGCUAUAUUGUGAAUAUAAUCACUGCUAAUGGGUUUUGCUAUAGGCACAACGCUCAGUGGAGUUACUAUAUUUACAACACAGCAGGGACUCGGGUGCCUUUGCUUUUAUAAAAAGGUUGUUCCAUGAUAAACAACACAAAUUUACAUUAAAACAUUAUUUUAUUAAGCUUAUUAA